Erythranthe guttata (spotted monkey flower) is the source of this 1849-nucleotide messenger RNA. RefSeq names its product Protein kinase superfamily protein. NCBI's taxonomy places the organism in Eukaryota, Viridiplantae, Streptophyta, Magnoliopsida, Lamiales, Phrymaceae. Gene Ontology annotation, biological process: protein phosphorylation. The record is from RefSeq and is a predicted model, not a curated record. Gene Ontology annotation, molecular function: protein kinase activity; ATP binding; protein serine/threonine kinase activator activity.
UUGAUACAUAAAACAGUUGAAAAAAUCACAUGCAUCAGACCUUCACUUUACAGUAUCUGCAUUCACAGAUACACACAGCACAGCUGCAUAUAAUCUUUUUUCUUUCACAAGAAAACCACUUUAGUCCCACUUUUCUCUUAUCCCUUCUUUUUAAAUCUUAAAUGAAUAUAAAUUUCAUAAACCAAGAAAAUAACUGAAACCCCCACAAAAUUCAAGAAUGGCGACGAACGACGAGAAGUAUCCCUUAGACUCAAACUGCUACAGAAUCAUCGAAGAAAUCGGCCGAGGAGUCAGCGCUAUAGUGUACAAGGCCGUAUGCAUUACCAUGGACUCUGCCGUAGUAGCAAUCAAAGCCAUCGACCUCGAGCGCUCCGGGGGCAAUUUCGACAAUUUCCGCCUCGAGGCCAAAACAAUGACGCUCCUCUGCCACCCGAACAUCCUCAAAGCUCACUGCUCGUUCACCGUCGGGACCCGCCUCUGGGUGGUGAUGCCGUUCAUCUCUGGCGGCUCUUUGCAGUCAAUCAUCUCCUCUUCCUUCCCUAACGGCCUAUCUGAGCCGUUGAUCGCCACAGUCCUCAAGGAAAUCCUGACCGCUCUAUCCUAUCUCCAUGGUCAAGGUCAUCUGCACAGAGACAUAAAGGCUGGUAAUAUUCUCAUAGACUCGAACGGGGCGGUAAAGUUAGCAGAUUUCGGUGUUUCUGCAUCGAUUUAUGAGUCCAACUGGUCAACCAGGUCAAUGAUGCUGACUGACGUGGCGGGGACUCCGUACUGGAUGGCCCCCGAGGUGGUGCACUCGCACACUGGGUACAGUUUCAAGGCGGAUAUAUGGUCGUUCGGUAUUACUGCACUUGAGUUAGCGCAUGGGCGGCCCCCGCUCUCGCAUCUACCUCCUUCGAAAUCUUUGAUCGUGAAAAUUACGAAGAGGUUUCGGUUUUCCGACCACUAUCAGAAGAGCAAGGAUGAUAAGGGCAAGGAGAGGAAGUUUUCGAAGUCGUUCAAGAAUAUGGUUAGUUUGUGCCUCGAUCAAGAUCCGUCGAAGCGGCCUUCUUCGGAGAAGCUGUUGAGGCACUCGUUUUUCAAGAAUUGUCGAAGCACCGAUUUCUUGGUCAAGAAUUUGCUUCAAGGGUUGCCUUGCGUUGGACAGAGGUUUAGGGGAGGAAAAAUUCAGAGGGUUUUAUCGUUCAACAGAAGUGAUGUUCUUCUCGAUGUUGAUUUUGAUGAAAAAGAUGGGUUUUUUUCGGGGGAGAAUACGAAACAGAGAAGGAUUAGCGGCUGGAACUUCAACGAGGAAGGGUUUAAAAUGGAGCCUGUUUUUCCAUGCGAACCAAAAGAAGGAAGUGAAAGCAUUAUCCAAGAAAACGGCAAUGAGGGCUUAGUAGCCGUUAGAUCGGAUUCGAGUCCCGAAGAAACGGAGGGCUCUGAUGAAAAGGGUCGAAACACCGAUGAUGGUUACUACGGAAACGAGGCAGAGAGUGGCAGCGGUGUAAAUAUGGGAGUUGUGGUGGAGAGUUUAAUGUUUUUGGAGAAGAGUUUGGAAUAUCAAAAGGAACAGGUGGGAGAAAUGAUUGCAUGGAUCCGUGGGGAAGAAACUGUAGAGAAGAACAGGGAAGAUGAGUUGAUGGAGGUGAUUACAAAACUGAGGAUGGAGAUUGAAAGAGAGAAGAAGAAGAGGUGUGAUUUGGAGAUGGAAUUACAGUCUCUCAAGUUACAGAUUUGCAGUGAGUAGUAAUACUUUUUUCUUUUCAAUUUGUGUCAAGUUAUAUAAAUAUAAACAAUGAUUUUAAUUUCAUAAAAAUAUUAAAAUGAAAUGUGAAUUGAAAUUCUAAACUAUGUUGUAUAUUGGGCCUCA